UCUGAGAGAUUUACAGAGUUGUGAUAAACAUUCACUUUUGAACAAAUAAAUGCACCAAAGUUUCUAUAUUUCAUUAUGUUUAGCACACGUUUGAAGAGACUUACAAAACUGUAACCGAUCUUCUCUAUUGAUAUUCAUAAACCUGCAGAAACUUCUGGCAUUUUUGUUUCUACAUUAUUCGAGCAUCGGAUUCAUGUUUAUAAAUGUCGCCAAUAUUCUCAUCAUCCUAAACGAAGACUUGUUUCAACAGGAACAGGAAUAACUCCAGGUGUUUCAACUGAGAUCUGCGGGAUAAAACAUUGUAAAAUGAUGUUUAUUAAAGAAGAGAAUGAGGACAUGAGUUAUCCAGAAUCAUGCAGUUCAAAUGUCAUGAAAAAUGAAGAUAUUGAAGAACAAAGAGAUCUGAUUGUAAAAGAGGAAAAUCAAGAACUGAAUGAAGUGAAGGAGGAGAAACACCAUCCGGAUCAGACACUUCAUAGUUUCAAAACUGAACAAAACUCUUUUAGUGGCUCACACACUGAAACUUUAUCACAAAAGAGAACUAUAAGAACAAGAGUAAAACAUUCUUUUAUGUGCUGCCAGUGCGGGAAGAUUUAUGCACAUAAAGCAGAUCUUAAGCGUCACAUGAGAAAUCACACUGGUGAGAAGCCUUUCACAUGCCAUCAGUGUAUGAAGAGUUUUAAACGUAAAAACGUCCUUAUUGAUCACAUGAGAAUUCACACAGGAGAGAAGCCCUUCAAAUGCCAUCAGUGUGGAAAUUGUUUCAAAUGUAAAAAAAAUCUUAAUAGGCACAUGAGAAUUCACACUGGAGAGAAGCGUUUCAAAUGCCAUCAGUGUGGGAAGAGUUUCACAUGUAAAGAAAAUCUCACUAAUCACUUGAGAAUUCACACUGGAGAGAAGCCUUUCAAAUGCUAUCAGUGUGGGAAGUGUUUCAUACAGGCAUGCAAUCUCAAGAAACAUCUGCCUGUGCACUCUGAAGUAAAGUCAUAUAGCUGUGAUCAGUGCGGCAAAACAUUUUCUUCAGCAUCAGUCUUAAGGACACACUGGAAAAUUCAUCCAAAUGGGAAGCCUUACUUGUGUUCACUUUGUGGAAAAAGGUUUUCAUUUGUGCAGAGUUUUAAAGUCCACCAGAAAAAACACACCGGUGUGAGAGAUCAUGUGUGCUCUGAGUGUGGGAAAGCCUUUUACAGAGCUUGUGAAUUGGAAAUUCACAAAAGAAUCCAUAGUAGAGAAAAACCUUACAAGUGUUCACAAUGUGAAAAGAGUUUCACCUCUUCAGGAAAUCUGAAAAAACAUGAGAUAGUGCAUACUGGAGAGAAGCCGUACCACUGCAAAUCAUGUGGGAAGAGUUUCACCCAAUCAGGCUCUCUACAUACUCAUAGAAAAAAUCAUUGUUCAGGGUUACCACAAUGAGCAAAGUUACUCUUUAUUUGACUUGCUAAUGGUUUGAAAUCUUGUAGAAAAAAACAUUUUUAAUUUCUCUCAAAAGAACAAUUAUAAUUAAUGCUACAAUCAGAAAUUACAGGGACAAGCGCUCUGACGGCAUGUAAUGAAUUGCUCUUUUCAAAAAAAAAAUGUAUAUCGUAAUUUAUAUUAUAAGAUUAAUUAUAGGCCUAACCAAUAGGUGGUGCUGUCACCAAAUUUAUAUGGUGCAGUCAGAUUGUGGUGACAACGAUUUUCCAAAGCAUUGCCGAGAUACAGUCUUGGAUCGUUUUUGGCAUCUUGCCAUCUACUUUAUUGGUAUGCUUUUCAGGAACCGUUUUGUCUGUCAAACUUUUUGCUGUGAGUGUCCCUAGAUGAUAUACCCCAAAUUUUGUGCAAAUCAGAUGGCUGGCCUAAGAGGAGGUUCUCAAUUACAUUCAAAAUGGCGAAUAGGAAAUUUUUUCUGACUGUGGCAAACUGGGUAUCAUCAUACUCUACCUGACCCAAGGAAGCAUUUCUUAACAUUUCAUUAUAUCUUUUGACCACAAAGCGGCACUGGCCUUAAACUUAGUAGGUAUCUUCAGGGCUUUGUGCUGAUAAUGCUUACCAAAUUUUGUAAUAAAACAGCAAUACAUUUGUAAAAUCAAACAUUUUGCAACAAAAUUUAAAAUGGCUGACGCCCACUAUGUGACAUUUCAAACUUUGGCAUCAUUUGACUAUUCCCCCAUUGAAUCUAAAGAGACCUUAUGAUUUUAGGCCAAAGUAUUCAGACGUAAUUAGCAAAAUAGCUGUUUUUCUUUUCUGCUGACCAGUAGGAGUAGCUGUGCAAAACUGUUUAGACACCCACAAGUUAUGAUGGCUAUGACAUAUACAAAGUUUUGUUUCUAUAUGCAAAAGUGGGGUUUAAAGGGCUUCUAUGGGCUGCCAUACACUUCCAAGAGCGAAAAUAAUAAUAAGAAGAAUAAAACUAACAGAUACAAAAGGGGCUCUGCACCUUCGGUGCUUAGCACCUAAUUAAGUGGGUGAUUUGAUGAAUUACCUGUAAUAGCUGAAUUACCUGAAUGAGCUGUUACUGUAUGUAAGGGGUAGAUGUACAUUUGUACUUUUUCAUCAAAUUAAAAGGAAGUCAAAGCAUUAGUUUAGAAAACUGUUGUAAAAUUGUUUUCUUCUGUCUAAUAAAUAUGUUUUCCAGAUGU
This is a messenger RNA of Xyrauchen texanus (razorback sucker), 2618 nucleotides long. RefSeq names its product gastrula zinc finger protein XlCGF8.2DB-like. The transcript is spliced from 2 exons. The coding region runs from base 307 to 1413 and encodes 368 amino acids. Gene Ontology annotation, cellular component: nucleus. The record is from RefSeq and is a predicted model, not a curated record. Lineage: Eukaryota; Metazoa; Chordata; Actinopteri; Cypriniformes; Catostomidae.